This is a messenger RNA of Chenopodium quinoa (quinoa), 1671 nucleotides long. RefSeq lists its product as uncharacterized. Bases 1 to 1671 code for a protein of 556 amino acids. The record is from RefSeq and is a predicted model, not a curated record. The transcript has 5 exons. Lineage: Eukaryota; Viridiplantae; Streptophyta; Magnoliopsida; Caryophyllales; Amaranthaceae.
AUGUUAGAGGCUCUCAAUUUCCCUGGGCAGUUUAUUGGCUGGAUUAUGGAAUGUAUUUCUACCCCUUCCUUUUCUCUUAUUAUUAAUGGUGGCUUGCAUUAUUUUUUUAAGGGUAAGAGGGGCAUCAGACAGGAAGACCCUAUUUCUCCUUUGAUGUUUGUUCUUGUCAUGGAAUAUUUGUCUAGGCUCUUGAAGAAGGUUGGUGGGCUCAGGAAAUUCAAAUUCCAUCAGGGCUGCAAGAAGUUAGGUUUGACUCAUCUAGUCUUUGCUGAUGAUCUUAUGUUGUUUGGCCAUGGUGAUAAACAGUCUUUCUCCCUUCUCAUCGGAGCUCUUAAAACUUUUGAGAAAGUUUCAGGGCUUAUAGCUAAUUCUGAAAAGACAGUUGUGUAUUUUGGUAGUAUGGAGGAUAGUAUGAAGCAAGAAAUUUUGGGUAACACUGGUUUUAUUGUUGGGUCUUUCCCUUUCAGAUAUAUUGGCAUUCCCCUCAAUGCUAAGUACAUGAGGAUCUCUGACUUUGACAGUAUUAUUGAUAAAAUGCUUGCUAGAAUUACUUGUUGGUCUAGUAGGAAUUUAUCCUAUAAUGCCAGGAUCACUCUUAUAAAUUCUGUUCUUAUCAGCUUGCAUACCUACUGGGCUCAAUGUAUCCUCAUGCCUAAAGGAGUUAUCCAAAGGAUUACUCAACUUUGCAGGGCUUUCCUGUGGAAUGGAUCUGCUGUGCUUGGUGGUGCCCCACCUAUUGCUUGGGAUUGGGUUUGUAAACCCAAAAGGUUUGGUGGCUUGGGGAUUAGGGACUGUAACAGAUGGAAUAAGGGAGCUUUAGGGAAGUAUGUGUGGAAAAUAGCUAAGAAGGAGGACUCUUUAUGGGCUUAUAGCCCCAACAGAAGUGAUGGCUGGGCUUGGAGAAGACUUUGCUCUGUGAAGACUGAUCUACAGCAAGGGUUUGAGGCUGGUAAUUGGACUAGCAGAAAGUAUAAGAUCAGUGAAUGUUAUACCUGGUUACAGGGAGCCCAGACUAAGGUGAUCUGGGAUAAAUGGGUCUGGAACAGGUUCAAUAGCCCUAAGCACACUUUCAUUUCUUGGCUGGCAGUGCAAGAAAGACUCAAAACCAUAGAUAGGUUGUCCUCUUUUGGCUGUAAUCUGGAUACUAGGUGUUUAUUGUGUGGGGCUGCUUCUGAAUCUCAUAAGCACUUGAUUUUUUAUUGUCCUUACUGUCUGAAAACAGUCACUACUUGGCUAGGUUUCUCUGAGAAACACUUUAAUCUGAUAGCCUCUUGGAAGCACUGUUACAGACAGGGGAAUGAUUUGGUUCAAAGAAAGAUUUUUGGAGCUACUCUGGCUGCUUGUGUUUAUUAUGUUUGGUUUGCUAGGAACCAUGCGCUCUGGGAGAAGGCUGUGAUCCUUCCUAGACAGCUGUGCAAAUCAAUUUAUCUGGAAGUUAUAAGACUGUGUUCCUGUGUUACUGAGCAGCAGGGGUUCUGGUCUGUGUUUUCUCUUAUUUUGCUGACUGUUUCUGUCUCUGUCAGGGCAUUGCUAUGCGUUGCUGGUUCUGUUUUGGUUUUGAUGAGUUCUUGUGGUGCUGUGAUCCUGAUUUAUGAGAUGUUGAGGAUCUGCUUUUGUGGGCCUGGUGUCAGACCUGGUGCUGUAGGCUGCUGUUCUUUCCUGCUGGUGUAG